AUGGGUCUUUGGAAUGAGGUGAUCAUAAUGUCUGGGAUAACGGUGCAGUUUACCAUUGCUAUCAAUGAUCAGUGUUUUGUUCCAGGAAACAUGAACCUCGUGCAAAACCUCAUGGAGAGGCUAAGACCCAUUGUAGGUAUGAAAAGCUGGAACUACUGUGUUUUCUGGAGAUUGAAUGAAGAGCAAAGGUUUUUUGAGUGGAUGGGCUGUUGUUGUGCUGGAACUGAGAACUUGCAGAAUGGUGGAGAAGAGAUUCUCUUUCCUGUUUCUUCUGUUCUUCCUUGCAGAGAUUUCAUGUUCAUGCACCCAAGGACCAUAUCUUGUGAUCUACUAGUGCAGUUACCUUCUUCUAUGCCUCUGGAUUCUGGAUUUCAUGCACAGACCUUUAUGUCUGACCAACCCAAAUGGUUCAACGUCUCUAUGAACUCAGAUUCAAAUGUUUCCGAAGAAACAGUUGGGACUAAGGUUUUGAUUCCGGUGCCUUUUGGACUGAUUGAGCUAUUCGUUGCUAGACAGAUAUCUGAAGAUCAAAAUGUCAUAGACUAUAUCAAAGCGCAGUGCAGCACCUUCUUGGAUCAGCAAACUAUAAUCAAUUCAAGCAAUGUGGAUUCAAACUUCUCGGUGAACGUAAAUGCAAUCAGUGAAGUCCAAUCAAAGCCGCCCUUGUUUUCUAGCGGAAAUGAUCAGAAGGAUCACAACAGUUUUCAUCAGCCACCAGUUUCCCCAGCAACUGCAAUGGAGAAUAAUUUGAAUCUGCCAUAUGACAUCUCUAUUGACAGAAUCCAUUUGUGUACUUCUCCAAUGAACUAUUUGCACCAAUAUAAUUUCACAGAAAAUCGAUCCAAGACCGAUAUGUUCAUGGAAGGGACAAAUGAAUCGUUUCCUUCUGACAAGCCAUUGAACCCUUUUCAGUCUUCUCCAGAAAAUAAAUACCAAGAUAUGGAUUCAUUUCAAAAGUCUCUGAUGAGCAAUAUGGGAAACGUGCAUGGUGUAGAGAGCUUAGGUAACAUGGAGCAGCAAGGAAAUGACAAGGAUUCAAUGAAAAACGAGACAGGUCGAUCAGAUUCAGUCUCUGAUUGCAGUGAUCCAAAUGAUGAUGAAGAAGACACCAAGUAUCGACGGAGGACAGGAAAGGGUCCUCAAUCCAAAAACCUUGUUGCUGAGAGGAAGAGAAGGAAGAAGCUUAAUGAUAGACUCUAUGCUCUUCGGGCUUUGGUACCCAAUAUUUCUAAGUUGGAUAGAGCUUCUAUACUUGGAGAUGCCAUUGAAUUUGUGAAGGAAUUGCAGAAGCAAGUCGAAGAUCUCCAAAAUGAGCUAGAAGAACAUUCAGACGACGAGGGUGCCAACAAUAACCACAGCAAUCUGACCAACGGCCAGCCGGAUAUUCUACUCCGAAAUGGUACCAAUCUUGGACCAGGACCUGAACAUGAAAAACUAGGCAAUGGGUUUCAUAUGGGAGUAUCCGGCAAUGGCGGCACUGAGCUCUUGAAACAAAAUCCGGACUCAGAAAAUACUGGUGACAAGGUGCAGCAAAUGGAGCCGCAAGUGGAAGUGGCUCAACUGGGUGGAAAUGAGUUCUUUGUGAAGGUAUUCUGUGAACACAAGGCUGGUGGAUUUGCGAGGCUGAUGGAGGCUUUGAAUUCUCUAGGCUUGGAAGUAACAAACGUGAAUGUAACUAGCUUCAGAAAACUGGAUUCCAAUGUUUUCAAAGUAGAGAAAAUAGAUAGUGAACUGGUUCAAGCUGAUCAUGUAAGGGACUCCUUGCUCGAGCUAACACGUAACCCAAGCAGAGGCAGGUCUGAGAUGGCUACAACGUCCGAAAAUGGCAAUGGCAUGGAUCAUCACCAUCACCACCUGAUCCACCUCCAUAGACGCCAAAUCAAUUCUCACCACCACAUGCACCACUUUCAUACCAACACAUGA
Molecule: messenger RNA, 1923 nt
Organism: Ilex paraguariensis (yerba mate)
Lineage: Eukaryota; Viridiplantae; Streptophyta; Magnoliopsida; Aquifoliales; Aquifoliaceae
Source: the annotation of a GenBank genome assembly